Molecule: messenger RNA, 1790 nt
Organism: Polypterus senegalus (gray bichir)
Lineage: Eukaryota; Metazoa; Chordata; Cladistia; Polypteriformes; Polypteridae
Gene: qrsl1
Product: glutaminyl-tRNA amidotransferase subunit QRSL1
Exons: 11
Coding region: 83-1648 (521 amino acids)
Biological process (GO): glutaminyl-tRNAGln biosynthesis via transamidation; mitochondrial translation
Cellular component (GO): mitochondrion; glutamyl-tRNA(Gln) amidotransferase complex
Molecular function (GO): glutaminyl-tRNA synthase (glutamine-hydrolyzing) activity
Source: RefSeq, a predicted model, not a curated record
AUUUGAAAACAAUAUGUCAGCUUCCAUGAAACACGCAUCUGAAGGUUGAAAGGUUUAUUUUGGUCGCAGAGAAGUUUCUGUCAUGUUGGGUUUAACGCUGCGAGAAGUGUGUUUGGCUCUCAGAGAAGGUCACAUCAGCCCUAAAGAACUCUGCCAUCAGUGCUUAAAUUUAAUUAAGAAAACCAAAUUUAUCAAUGCCUAUAUAACUGUCACAGAAGAAGUUGCAUUGGAACAAGCAGAAAAGGCAGAGAAGAGGUUUCUAAAAGGUGAACCACUGGGGCCUCUGGAUGGGAUUCCAGUUGCUGUAAAAGACAAUUUUUCAACUGCAGACAUUGAAACAACAUGUGCAUCUCGAAUUUUAAAAGGAUAUAUCCCACCAUUCAACGCAACAGUAGUUAAUAAAUUACUAAAUCAAGGAGCAGUGCUAAUGGGUAAAACAAAUAUGGAUGAGUUUGCCAUGGGGUCAGGCAGCACUGAUGGAAUUUUUGGUCCUGUAAGAAAUCCUUGGGGAUACUCUAGACAGUACAAGGAAAAGCUAAUUACAACAGGUCAAUGCAAAGAAGAACCUGAUUGGGUGAUAACAGGUGGCAGCUCUGGGGGCAGUGCAGCAGCAGUUGCUGCUUUAACAUGUUUUGCUGCUCUUGGCUCUGAUACUGGAGGUUCAACAAGAAACCCUGCUGCACAUUGUGGAGUUGUAGGCCUGAAGCCCACUUAUGGUCUAGUUUCUCGACAUGGCCUCAUUCCUCUUGUGAAUUCAAUGGAUGUGCCUGGAAUUCUUACCCGAAGUGUUGAUGAUGCUGCUACUGUACUUGGUGUACUUCAUGGUCAUGAUCCUAAGGACUCCACAACAGUACAUCAUUCCUUUGAAUCUUUCAGCUUGCCAGAUGAAGUCGAUGUCAAAAAUAUAUCUAUUGGCAUUCCUAAGGAAUACCAUGCUCCUGGCUUGUCAGCAGAAGUACUAUCCCAGUGGAUGAAAGCUGCAGAUACCCUUGAAAGGGCAGGGGCCCGAGUUGUUGAAGUCUCACUUCCUCACACUCCACAUUCCAUUGUGUGUUACCAUGUACUCUGUACUGCAGAAGUGGCUUCUAAUAUGGCCAGGUUUGAUGGAAUAGAAUAUGGUCAUCGUAGUACAGUUGACAGCUCAACUGAAACUAUGUAUGCUUCAACCAGGCAUGAAGGAUUCAAUGAUGUUGUAAGAGGAAGAAUUCUUUCUGGAAACUUUUUUCUUUUAAAACAGAACUAUGACAGAUAUUUUGUCAAAGCCCAGAAGGUGAGACGCCUCAUUGCUGAAGAUUUUAUAAAAGUCUUUAAUUCUGGAGUGGAUGUGCUGCUGACCCCAACAACACUUAGUGAUGCAGCCUGUUACAAAGACUUUAUUAAAGAAGACAACAGAACACGUAGUGCCCAGGAAGAUAUUUUCACUCAAUCUGCCAACAUGGCAGGUCUCCCAGCUGUUAGUAUUCCUGUUGCAUUGUCGGCAAGAAACCUUCCUGUAAGUCUUCAGUUAAUUGGACAAAGAUUCAGAGAAGUGGACCUGUUAACUAUAGCCAAAUGGUUUGAGCAGCAAGUUAAUUUUGAGGCUAUUGAUCUUCAGAUAUCAGAUAACAUAGAAAAACUGCCAAAAAAGAAAACUGCUUCUACUGCCUGAUGUCUUUAGCUUAAUGUAUUGUUUGAAAUUACUCUAGGAACAAUAUUCUGUUGGCACUAUCAUGUACAUUUUGUAAAUAAAUUGAUUUUAAAAAAUGUCUUACAAUUAGUAUGUGUAUGUAAUAAAACUUUUACUUAAAAUA